Molecule: messenger RNA, 2413 nt
Organism: Chelmon rostratus (copperband butterflyfish)
Lineage: Eukaryota; Metazoa; Chordata; Actinopteri; Chaetodontiformes; Chaetodontidae
Gene: gch1
Product: GTP cyclohydrolase 1
Exons: 6
Coding region: 52-840 (262 amino acids)
Biological process (GO): tetrahydrofolate biosynthetic process; tetrahydrobiopterin biosynthetic process
Cellular component (GO): cytoplasm
Molecular function (GO): zinc ion binding; GTP cyclohydrolase I activity; GTP binding
Source: RefSeq, a predicted model, not a curated record
CCAACAAGUGUUCAGCAGAGGGGAAACAAGCUGCAGGAAGAAGAAGAAGUGAUGGAGCACUCCAAGCAGACACAGUACACCUCUAAUGAGAAGACAGACAGCGGGGACAGCGGCUCCGUGCUCAACGGACACUUUGACGGGAUGGUGAAGCGGCCAGCCGGCGGCACCGGGCGCGCCGCCGCUCCGCAGCCUCCGGGCGCCGAGUCCGGCUCGCACCGGCCCGCCGCCUCGGUGAUGGAGAGCUGGAGGGAGGAGCGCACCAGGAGCGUGGAGGACAACGAGAUGAGCCUGCCGUCCCUGGCCGCAGCUUACACCACCAUCCUGAGGGGGCUCGGGGAGGACCCGCAGCGGCAGGGGCUCCUCAAAACGCCCUGGAGGGCCGCCACCGCCAUGCAGUUCUUCACCAAGGGCUACCAGGAGAAAAUCAUCGACGUGCUGAACGACGCCAUCUUUGACGAAGACCACGAUGAGAUGGUGAUCGUCAAAGACAUCGACAUGUUCUCCAUGUGUGAGCAUCACCUGGUGCCCAUCUUCGGCAGGGUUCACAUCGGUUACCUCCCCAACAAGAGAGUCCUGGGUCUCAGCAAGCUGGCCAGGAUUGUUGAAAUCUACAGCCGUCGACUACAAGUUCAGGAGAGGUUGACCAAACAAAUCGCCGUGGCGAUCACCGAGGCUCUGCAGCCCACCGGCGUCGGCGUGGUCAUCGAGGCAACUCACAUGUGUAUGGUGAUGCGAGGAGUUCAGAAGAUGAACAGUAAAACCGUCACCAGCACCAUGUUGGGAGUUUUCAGGGAAGAUCCAAAAACCCGCGACGAGUUUCUGACGCUGAUCAGGAGCUGAGGAGGACGAAGCUCCUCCUCUUCCUCCUCCUGUUGCCUGGGGUUACCUCCACCUGUGUGUAUGUGUGUGCGUGUGUUUGUGUGUUUUCAUCUCACCAAAGGCAGUGACAGAGCGUUUGCUGUGUUUUUUCGGUCCGACUCAUUUUAAUCAUCAGAUAAGGUGAAGCAUUGCCGCGGUUACAUGUUGUUUAGUGGCAGACUUUAACCUCGUGUGUUUGUGCUUAUUGAUCAAAUAUCAGUCGUUGGCCUUGAAAUACAGAAGGAGGGUUUAACAGGAAGAAUCCACCAUGAAAAAAAUUAGUUUAAAGGAGCUGCAAAUACAGUAAAUAAACUGCAGGCGAAAUGCGUCCAAUUAUGAGAUUUACAGUAAUAUUUUGUUUCAGAGCCCAGCUAUCUAUAAUAACAGGUCAGAAGUUUUUAUAUAUUACUGCAAAUGUGCAAAAAACAGAAACAUAUAAAUAACUGAAGCCGCAUUCACAAAACAUCAGGAGGCUAAAAGCAGCUGCUAACUGCUCGAGUUCAAGGAAAACACAAAAGAAACCAAAAAUAAAAGGUCCACAAAGCAUUUUAGCUUUAAAAGAGAGACGUCAGAGCUGAACUGAAAAGUCAAUGGAGUUGAUGAGGUCAAACAUUAAACAUAUUGUCUUUGUGCUGUUUUCAGGUGAGUUUAUGUCAAAAAGAAUCAGCAGAUUAUCACAUUCUGUUUUAUUCAUGCUUUACACGGCGGCCCACCUGAUUUGGAAUCAGGUUUUAAACCUUUUCACGUGUGUUUGAUCGUAUUGUUUAACGCUCUGUCACACCUUAAAAAACUCUUCUCCUUUUAUUCACGCCCUUUUUGUUUAGCUAAGAUUAUCAGCUGAUUUAAAAGUAGAAUUGACACCAUGAAGAAACAAAAACAACGACCUGAAUAUCAACAUGAUGGAACGUUUGGUGCGGAAUCAUCAGGGGAAACAUGACCAGACACGAGUCAAAAGACACCAGUAAACUUGUUUAUUGACGUAACGUAUCACUGUUCUGGCUGGGUGGAAGGAUCCGCCUGUUUGUGCCAACUCACCUCUCCGUUAAAACCAAAAGAACGACUUCACGGUGACGAGACGAGGCAACCGGGCCAACGCCGGGCUGCUGACUCACCGAAACCCAACGUUUGCAUUUUCAUUUUCAUGAGAGGAGAUUGUGUGUGUGUGUGUGUGUACGCAGAUGAACAUGAACAGUGUGGAGACAAGUGUGUGUGUGUGUUGUUAAGUGACUUUGUCUUUUCUUGUGUAGCAUUUUUGCAUUUCAAUGUCCCCAGACUGAUUUUGGGAAGUUUUACCUUGUUUAUUGUGGUGUGUGCGCGUGUGUGUGUUUGCAUGUGUGUGUGUGAGAGAGAGUAUGCAAGCUUGUGUGUGUGUGUUUGCAUGCAUGUGCUUGUGUGUGUGUGCGCGUGUCGGAGGGAGAUGAGCGCUAACUUACGGCUCUGUUGUUCUUGUGGCCUUGUUGAGAAGGACGGCCUGUUCUUUGGCCUCUUCACCAUCAUUGUCACUUUAUGUACUGUGUUCAUUUCAAAUACUUUUUAAUCAAAGAAAAUAAAUCUA